This is a messenger RNA of Zingiber officinale, 895 nucleotides long. Its product is annotated as myb-related protein 308-like. The record is from RefSeq and is a predicted model, not a curated record. The transcript is spliced from 3 exons. NCBI's taxonomy places the organism in Eukaryota, Viridiplantae, Streptophyta, Magnoliopsida, Zingiberales, Zingiberaceae. Bases 46 to 822 code for a protein of 258 amino acids.
AAAGAGGGAGGUGCUCCUUCUAUCUGAGUUCUGUACGUGUCAAUCAUGGUCAGGUCUCCUUGCUGCGAGAAGGCGCACACCAACAAGGGAGCGUGGACCAAAGAGGAGGACCAGUUGCUCGUUUCCUACAUCAAAUCCCAUGGCAAAGGCUGCUGGAGAUCUCUCCCUAAAGCCGCAGGUCUUCAGAGGUGCGGAAAGAGUUGCCGGCUCCGGUGGAUAAACUACCUCCGGCCUGACCUCAAGCGCGGCGACUUCACCGAGGAAGAGGACGAGCUCAUCAUCAAACUCCACGGCAUGCUCGGGAACAAAUGGUCUGUGAUAGCCAGUCGAUUUCCCGGGAGAACCGACAACGAGAUCAAGAAUUACUGGAACACCCACAUCAAGCGCAAGCUCGUUACUCGGGGGCUCCAUCCCCAGACUCACCUCCCAAUAAGCGGCGGCGGUUCCGAGAGCUCGUCGCUUUCGUCCGACCGGCGAAUGGCUUCAGUGCUGUUGUCUAAAGAGGAGUCCUCGGCGGAGGACAGGCAGAGCAGCGGCGGGGUCAUUAGCAUGGACAAACACCGGCAAACACGAAGCACUCUUGCCCUCGACCUCAACCUCGCCACUAACCUUCCCCACGCCUCUCCCAAGUCCUGCUCCACUUCGUCGGAGGACUUGCUUUCCGAAGCAGAGGCCGCUCCGGUGCCUGUUCAUGCCCGAACUAUUUGCUUCUGUUACCAUCUCGGUUUCCGCGCGAGCGAGUCCUGCAGCUGCCUCACGAGUUAUGACACAGUUUUGGCGGCUUCCAUCGGCCUCUCAGAUCAAAAGCAUCAAGCUACUUAAUCACUUCGUCUUUGUGCUACAAUUUGUCAGCUCUGUUUGCAUAGUAAAAUCGAGCAUUAUUCAUCGAAGUUUA